This is a messenger RNA of Pseudoliparis swirei, 2638 nucleotides long. RefSeq lists its product as uncharacterized. NCBI's taxonomy places the organism in Eukaryota, Metazoa, Chordata, Actinopteri, Perciformes, Liparidae. The coding region runs from base 430 to 1467 and encodes 345 amino acids. The transcript is spliced from 8 exons. Gene Ontology annotation, cellular component: cytoplasm. The record is from RefSeq and is a predicted model, not a curated record.
GGGUUCGGGCUUCUUCCGUGUUCACGGAGGCAGGGAGGGACGGCGCAGCCGCCUGAAACGGACUGAAACAGACUCAAACGGACUCAAACGGACUGAAACAGACUUUCUGAAGAAACAAGGAAGGGGAAAAAAUAGAAAGUCCCGACGAUGACCUCCGAAGACAAAGAAGCGCUGACGUCCCAGUAGGCCGGGGGGAAAACAUCACCACCACACGCACGGAUGAGCUCGUACCGACGUGUGUGUGUGUGUGAGUGUGUGUGUGAGGAUGAAGAGCGAACGCCAGUGAUUUCCAGGACGAAGAUAAGUCUCCUACCGGACGACAUGAGGCUCUAAAAGCGACGCGAAGAAGCCGCCGCCGCGUGGUGCCCGAGAGGGGCAGCGACCUCCACCCCCCCCCCCCCACCACCACCACCACCACCACCCGCCGCCAUGCUGCAGCAGAUCCUGACGGACAUGUACAUCGACCCCGACAUGCUGAACGCCCUCAACGAGGACCAGAAGAAGACGCUGUUCCUGAAGAUGCGCCAGGAGCAGGUCCGCCGCUGGAAGGAGCGGGAGGAGGGCGGCGGCGACGACCGGGACGGCGAGGGAAAGAGGGCGGCGCCGAGGAAAGCCAACAGGAAGAGCGUGAGCUGGCUGCUGGGGCACGAUGGCGACGUGGCGGUCAUCGUCAUCGGGGAGCUGGACGAGCUGAGCUCCAAAUUCAUCUGCUCGGGAUUCGGAGAGAAGAAGACGCCGAGUCUCCAGAACACUGCACACCAUCAACCCGUCCUGAAGAGCUGGAGACAGAACACAGAACCGGUCAGAACCGAAAGCGAGAACCUCCCUCCAAACACACAACCUGGGAUCUCACUGAGUUUAAAGGGCAAGUGUGAGGAGACGAGCGCCUCACUCCCUCUGCCGGUGUCAGUGAGUGCGCAUCCAUCCUCACCUCCAGAAACAGAAAAGCCCGAGCCGAAGCCGCCCGGUGGGACCGGGGAGACGUCGCUCGCUCCCCCUCAGCCAUCCAUCUGCAGCCGGCUGCUCGCCAGGGCCAACCAGGUCACGGUGAGACCGGCCGCCGCCGCCGUGGCGCCGGGCUCCAUCAACGCCAGACUCGACCCCGCGACUCUGAGUCCGACCGCCACCGCCACGCCGACCCCGACCCCCAGGAGCACCGUCAGGAUGGACUCCGGGAUCGCCAAAGGGGGUCUGCACUCACAGGAGGCCCAGAAGGCCCCGGAACCUCUCAAAGGGAAAGAUAUCGGAGCGUCCGAUGCAUCUCGGGGGGCGGGCUCGGAGGAGGCGGGGUCAUCGGGCGGCGCGCCGACCAGCGCGGGGCGCGGCCGCGUGGCCCAGCUGAUGAAGACCUUCAGCACCGACAGCGGGCCGACGCCCACGCUGACUCCGCCUCCCCGCGGCGUCAAGCCUCCUCUCGCCAACAAGCCGGGCCACUUACGUCUGACCAGCACACCCACCGUCAGGUAGUCCGAAAAAACAACGACAACAACAAAAACACUGCCGCCCACCACCCGGCUUCAAACGAAGCCGCGCUGAACAAUGUCGGACACCGGGAGGCGGAGCCUCGGCCGAUUGGUCGCCAUCACUCCCAAAAAAAAGCACAGCGAUGGAAAUGCUUGAAUGUAAUGGGUUUCGUUGUAUUUGUAUUUUUUUUGGAAGCUCCAGUACUGUAAACGCUCUUCGGGGGAAAUUGAUCGCGACGUGUGUACGUAUUUAGUUUUUUUAUUUCCAGGGAAUCGAUCGAUCGCGUGUAUCCACGGCUCCCCACGAACACGCUGAUGAAGAACGCACAUCGUCUUCUCCAAUUCACACAGAAACACACACACGUGAUAUUUGUUUACUUUCCGAUGACGUCAUUUCUAUUCCUUAUAGGACAGGUUUGCAUGAGCCGGUACGCAAACACACACGUGUGUGUGUGUGUGUUUGGUUCGGCAACGUGUGUGUACUUGAGUUUUUUCCCAGGGAAUCGAUUGAUCAAAUAUAUUCACAACACACCUGUUAUUCUCCAAUUCACACAAAAACACACACGUGAUAUUGUUUACUUUCCGAUGACGUCAUUUCCAACACUCAUGGGACGAGUUAGCGUGAGCUGGUAUAUGCAGACACACGCGAGUGUGUGUGCGUGUGUGUGUGUGUGUGUGUGUGUGUGGUUCAGGACAAAAGGCCGGGCAUGGGCAGGCAUAAUGGGGUAGAAGAAGACACAUCGGGGUCCUCCUUCAUCUGGCUGUCUCCUCCUUGGGAAUACUUUGGGGUUGUUUGUGUGUCACGAUGAAUGUCUUCCCUCCUCCGCCUGGCAGGAGCCGGACUGGGAACCUGUUGUUGACCAGUGAAAGUGCCAAAUGUCUGUCGCUCCCAGUGGAUCCAGUCAGACUCUGUUUUUACUCUUCUGCAAUAUUUCCAGUAAUAUUUUUUUUAUUUUUUAGAAAUGCUUCGGUUGAACUUUUUCCACAUUUUCUAUUCGGGAGAAAUAUGUUUCUUUUGUUUUUUUGUAAUGGGAUAUUUAACAUUACCGCAAUGUUCACGUGUAAAAAAAAUGACAAAAGAGACUUUUUUUGGGUAUCUUUGUCGUCAAGCUUGUAUGAUGCAAUCAAAGAAAUAAUAAAAUGGUGUCACUUGUACACCGUGUAUCUUUAAAGUA